UGGAGCUCACGGCGCCGUUCCGACCCGGCGAUGGGUGCUGGUCGGCGGGGUGACUUGGUGAGCACCCGAAGAAUUGCGCUUCGUUUGAAGGAAGGAGAAGCAGGUGGUCCCAGGAGAGACCGUAGGCGUCAGGAGUGCUUUCUUGUGCCGCAGUGUCCUUGUGUGGUGGUCUCUGGCUUUGACAAGGCAGGGGCCGAUGCAAACAAAGGAGGAGAUGGCUCAGAUUUUGGCAAAUGAGAAAACUAACCGCGAUGAGGAAGCUCGAUGCUUCUGCAAGCUUCGUUGUGCUGGGGAGAUUUGUGAUAAAAUUGCAUGAGGCCAUGAGAGAAGGAUGUGGUCCAGCACUCAGAACUUGCCUUUUUUCUCUGAAUGGGGCUUUUUCUCCACCAUCUUUUCCAGUUUGUUUGGAACUCGAGAGAUGAGGAUUCUCAUCCUGGGGCUGGAUGGAGCCGGAAAAACAACCAUCCUGUACAGGUUACAAGUUGGUGAAGUUGUUACCACCAUUCCAACAAUUGGCUUCAAUGUUGAAACAGUGACAUACAAGAAUCUGAAAUUUCAAGUUUGGGAUCUGGGAGGACAGACAAGCAUAAGGCCGUACUGGAGGUGUUACUAUUCCAAUACAGAUGCAGUCAUUUAUGUAGUGGACAGCUGUGAUCGAGACAGGAUUGGCACUUCAAAAUCGGAGCUUGUUGCUAUGCUGGAGGAAGAAGAAUUGAAGAAAGCCAUUUUGGUGGUGUUUGCAAAUAAGCAGGACAUGGAGCAGGCCAUGACUCCCACAGAAAUGGCAAAUGCACUGGGAUUACCAGCACUGAAGGACAGAAAAUGGCAGAUAUUCAAAACCUCUGCUACUAAAGGCACGGGGCUUGAUGAAGCAAUGGAGUGGUUGGUGGAAGCCUUGAAGAGUAGACAGUGAUACAAAACUGACAAUUGCCAAGAAGUUUCAACUACGUCCAGCAUCCCUCUUUCUGCAGUCAAGUAUGGUCAGGCCACAAGUACUUGUAAAUAGGGCAAGUUUGCAUUUGGGUCACAUAAUGUGGAUGCCUCUCUUCAGCUAGAAAACUGAACCAAGUGGAUGUCUGUGUACAUUAUGGUCAUUUUCUUUCUUUGUGUUUAAAGAUGUGCUUAACAAUUUGUAUGACAGUUUUUCUGGAGGGCAAAGGGAUUUAUAUAUUCUUUUUCCAUUCACUGGGUAGUUUGAAGUUGGUAUGGUUACUCUAUUUGUGUAAUUAAAACACUAAUAAAAUCCACAAUGAUCAGCUGUA
This is a messenger RNA of Centrocercus urophasianus (Greater sage-grouse), 1262 nucleotides long. It is a transcript of the gene ARL1, whose product is annotated as ADP ribosylation factor like GTPase 1. Gene Ontology annotation, cellular component: Golgi apparatus; cytoplasm. Gene Ontology annotation, molecular function: GTPase activity; GTP binding. Bases 332 to 913 code for a protein of 193 amino acids. The record is from RefSeq and is a predicted model, not a curated record. Gene Ontology annotation, biological process: intracellular protein transport; vesicle-mediated transport. The transcript is spliced from 6 exons. Lineage: Eukaryota; Metazoa; Chordata; Aves; Galliformes; Phasianidae.